AUGGCAGUCGUGUCAGAUGAUGAGAUUCCGUCAGAGCGAGAGAUCUACAUAUCAGACACCACCAGGACUGAUGACGACGAUUUUCAGCCCUUCGCGCUACCAGACGUCGGAGUUGAGCCUGCUGAUGGCCUUCCUGCCGGGGAUUUACCUAUUCCGGUGAUCCCUGCUCCUAUACCGCUUGCUGCUUUUCCAGCAUUCGACAUGCCACUCGAUGUCGUUUCUGACGACGACAUUGAUCUAUUCGAGGCAGGCCCACCUGAGGCUGACUAUGAGGGCGGGGCCCCUAUUGCUGCUGAUGUUAUUCUACCGAUUGCUGAGGCCCCUGCAGAGGAGCUUCCUGCUGGUUCACCUGUCCCAGAUUCCUUUGAGUCUGUGGCAUCUGCGUCCUUACACACUCAGGGAGUGCAGCAUCACUCUUCAGACGCCGACCCUGACAUGGUGUUGUCAGCUGCACCCGGUCCCGCACACGACUUCGAGUUCGACCACAAGGAUAUCGAGUUCAUUCACCUGGACCAGCCCUUAGAGGCACCUAUAGCUCCUGUUGAGCCUUUGUUUGAUAUCCCUGCUGAUUUUGAUAUGGAUCUUGUUGAUCCUGAGCCAGUCAUGGCCCUUGAGCCAGUCGUUGCUCCUGAUCCUGCACUAGAGCAUGACCCUGUUCAUGAUGAUGCUCCAGCCAUUGCACCACUUGUUGACGAUAUACCCAUUGCGGACCAACCCGUUCUUGCUCCACUGUUGGUAGGUGAUCCUGUUGUUGAUAUACCGUUACCUGAUCCCAUGCCGGUACUGUUUGACCGUGCACCUUUUGCUGCUCAUAUAGAUCCACGUUACGCCGACACCCACAACGGGUGGAUUGAUGACGAUGACGAUUGCCCACCAUUUGUGCGACCUGUCACUCCCCCAGUAGCACCCGUGUCUGCACCCACUGAUAUCCCAUUGCUUCCCCCACACACCACAGACGCUCAUCGUACUGAUCUUCCCAUUACGUUCCUCCAGGACAUACCGCCACCUCGUCCUGGAGAGGGGUCAUCUAGGCAGCCGCUUGUUUCUGCUCCACCCGUAUUCCCAUCACCUUUUCCAUUCACAUCUCAGUUCCCUCAUGUUGCACCACCUACUGCACCAUCUUUCACACCACAGAGCGAGCCAUUUUUAUGGAAUACGCCCCCUAUCAUCCCCUUGUCUGAUUCGUACCACCCGUACCAUGUUGGGUACUCUACGGAGGACAUACUUACAUCUUUGAUGAUACAGCAGGAGGCACUGACCCGUCGUAUACAGGAGUUGGAGAGAGCUCCAUGA
Helianthus annuus (common sunflower) is the source of this 1293-nucleotide messenger RNA. RefSeq names its product calphotin-like. The transcript is spliced from 2 exons. NCBI's taxonomy places the organism in Eukaryota, Viridiplantae, Streptophyta, Magnoliopsida, Asterales, Asteraceae. The coding region runs from base 1 to 1293 and encodes 430 amino acids. The record is from RefSeq and is a predicted model, not a curated record.